ACAGGCACACAAUUGCUGUCCCUUCCUCAUUGAACCGUCAAGAGUGCGUUGGACUUUCUCGACGUUUAUAUGGUAGUCAACCUUAGAAGACUCCUACCGGUAAUCUUACAGGAGAUGUCAGUGACAUCUCCGGUAAUCUUACGGGAGAUGUCAGUUCGAGAUUUUUGAGGCUAUCGAGCGGGCUAGCAUCACAGUCGAUGACCGCGAAAAGCAUCUCGGUGACCGCAUUGUUGGGUUUUCCUAAUAAGUCAUCGGCUAGUGCUUGUCUUCGUUUGUGCAACGAGAAAUGUUUCUUUUUGACUAGGUCACUUCGACCCUGUCUGGUAGAACCGAUGGAGGUUAAUGACGAUAAUGCAGGGUUUAAGGAGAAGGCGUUGAACGAGGAGAUGCCAGAGUUCAGCAAUGAACGUAGCAUUGGUCUCAGAUUUGCAGAUAUCAACUCGGUAGAGCAUAAGUACGGAUCGCGGUGGAAGCAGUUACAUGAUAACAAAAAGAGUAAGCUGGGUGAUCUUAAUCGCGUGCUUAAUAUGGAAGAGGAGAAGUUAGAGAUUGAAAUGGAAACAGAGCUCCUGCAACAAGAUUUUGCAGAAGACGUAAGAAGACGGAGUAGGAAACGCGUGAGAACGGAGCUGUGGACAUGCGCAAACAAUUUGAAACCACCCUUUGGAUAAAUUUAUUUGAAACGCUAUCAAAUGACUAAAAAAUUUAUGAAAAUAAUUAUAUUAUAAUUAUAAUUAAUAUUUUUUAUAUAAUUAUAAUAAAUAUAAUGUUUUACCA
Drosophila ananassae is the source of this 777-nucleotide messenger RNA. RefSeq names its product protein no-on-transient A-like. The transcript has 2 exons. The record is from RefSeq and is a predicted model, not a curated record. Lineage: Eukaryota; Metazoa; Arthropoda; Insecta; Diptera; Drosophilidae. Bases 198 to 671 code for a protein of 157 amino acids.